Messenger RNA from Tetrahymena thermophila SB210, 1725 nucleotides. RefSeq names its product ubiquitin-activating enzyme E1. Gene Ontology annotation, cellular component: SUMO activating enzyme complex; cytoplasm. Gene Ontology annotation, biological process: protein sumoylation. The transcript has 4 exons. The record is from RefSeq and is a predicted model, not a curated record. Gene Ontology annotation, molecular function: SUMO activating enzyme activity. NCBI's taxonomy places the organism in Eukaryota, Ciliophora, Oligohymenophorea, Hymenostomatida, Tetrahymenidae.
AUGGAAAUAGAGGCUUAAAGGUCUGACAGAAGCUUGAAGCUAAUUUAUGGUGAAGAAGUUUACAAUAAAAUUAUCUAAUCAAAUGUUUUAAUUGGAGGAGCAGGUGGUGUUGGAUGUGAAAUAAUUAAAUCAUUAAGUAAAACAGGAUUUAGGAAAUUUACAAUGAUCGAUUUAGAUACAAUAGAGCUAACCAAUUUAAAUAGGCAAUUCUAUUUCAGAAAACAUCAUGUAGGAAAAGCUAAAUCUGCUUGCGCUAAAGAAGGAGUACUAUUAAUUGAACCAAAUAUCUUGUAAGUAGAUGCUAUUUUAGGAAAUAUUUAUGAUCCAAAGUUUGAUGAUUUAUUUUAUAAAUAAUUUGAUAUUGCAUUUUGUGCUUUUGAUAACUAAGGAGCUAGAAGGCACUUUGGUAAGAUGUGUACAGUGAAUAACAUUCCUAUGGUAGAGGCUGGAACUUCUGCAUUUAAUGGAUAGACAUAGACUAGAAUAAAAGAUUUAUUUGAAUGCAGAAAUUGCACUCCAGAAGUCAAACAAUAAACUAGCUUUAAUGUUUGCUCAAUUAGAACUAGACCUUCUGAACCUAUUCACUGCAUAGUUUGGGCUUCUAAUAUGUUUAAUUUGAUAUUUGGGAACCAAGAUGAUUCAAAUUUGUUGGAAAACUAUAUUUAAGAUAUUUUCAAAGAGGGAAUCAAGAAUGUCUAAGACCCAAAAGAAAAAGCUCUUCAGUUAUUUGAAAAGAUUUUCAACGAAGACAUUUAAAAAUGUGAUGAAAAAGAAAGAUUCCCAAUUUCUUUUGAGCAAUCUUUAUAAAUUGACAACAAAGAAGAUGCUGUUUACUUUGAUGAAAGAAAUAAUCGCAAAUUGUUAGAAGACGAAAAAAUCUUCACUAUUAAGGAGUAUGCACAGAAAUUUAUUUAAGCGUUUUUAGAUGUAUUUCAUCAUAGAAAAGAAGCUUUAGGAGAACUAAAAUUUGAUAAAGAUGAUUAACUGGCUUUGAAAUUUGUCGCUGCAAUCACUAAUUUGCGUACAUUUAAUUUCCUUAAUAAGGAAAAUGAAAAGAAUAAGUUGAGAUAUCUCUCAGAGCAUAAAAUAAAAUAAAUGGUUGGAAAUAUUAUCCCUGCAAUAGCAUCAACAAACGCUAUCGUUUCUGCUAUCCAAGUAAAUGAAGCAAUUAAAAUAAUGAAAGGUUAUGCCAAAACUAAGCCUUAACUAUUCAGCGAGUAUUUAGUCCAAAAUGGUGAUCAAAGCAAAAUAACUCCAGCACAGUUAUCUCUUCCACAAUUAUCUUGUCCUGUUUGCUCUCCAGCUAAUUGCUACAUAAACAUAAAAGCAAAUUGCACUCAAAUAACUUUUGGAUAGCUCAAAUAAAUUUUUGAAGAAUAGUACUUAGCAUAUAAUUAAAUUAUCAAAAUAGAUGAUAAAGUAUAUUAUGACCCUCAUUAGAUUAGUUUGAGAAAGAUAUUUGACAACUUACUACUAAAGAAAAUUAGCGAACUUCCAAAUUAUAAUUAAGACUACACUAAAUUUAAGCUAUUUAGCAUUGAUAAUUAGAUCACUUGGGAGUUCAAUUUAAUGCAUGAUAGCUCUUUAUAAGGAUAACAAGUAGUUUGUGAUCAAAAUAGUGACCCUACUAGAAUAAAGUAGCAACAAAUUCAAUAUAUAAAACUAAAGCAUGAGCAAACUUUUAAAGAAAAAAUAGAUAUAUUUAAGAGAUAUAAGUAUAUUUGA